AUGGAUGAUCUAGUUCAGCUGUAUCGAGAUGACCCCGAGUGGGAUGAUGUUCAGCCAAUGCCUCUAACCGAUGAUGAACAAGCAGCAGUCAAAAUUGCUACCACUGAUACGUUCAACGAUGCUUUUAUGUACCUCAGGGCAGUUAUUCAAGCCAAUGAGCUUUCGGAACGCGCAUUCAAGCUGACUACUAGGUGCACUGAAUUGAAUCCAGCUAAUUAUACUCUGUGGGUGUAUAGGAGGGCAUUGUUAAAAGCGCUGAAAAAGAACUUAGAUGAAGAAUUUCGUUUUAUUAGCGAAACUAUUGAGGACAACCCUAAAAACUACCAAGUUUGGCAACAUCGGAGGACAUUAGUUGAGUGGACAAACGACUCCAGUAGAGAACUUGAAUUUACAACACAUAUUUUGGAAGACGAUAACAAAAACUAUCAUGCGUGGCAACACCGUCAUUGGGUCGUCGAUAAAUUUAAGCUGUACAAUGAAAGAGAACUUGAUUAUGUUACACAGCUAUUUUUGACGGAUCUUCGCAACAACUCAGCUUGGAAUUACAGAUAUUUUAUACUUCAAGGACUUGACUUGCUAAAUGACGAAAAUACUAUUAGUAAGGAGAUAGAAAUGACGAAGGCUCUAAUUAAAAGAGCACCAAACAACGAGAGUGCUUGGAAUUAUCUUGAAGGCAUACUACUGGAGAAGGGCACAACCUCACGACCGGAUUUGUUUGAGUUCUGUGAAAACUUAUAUGAAGAAAUGAAACCUCCAUUCUGUAUAGCUUUUAUGGUAGACUUCCUUAUAGAAGAGAUCGAAAAGAAAAAUGAAGUACAGGGAAAAGCUGCUAGGGCUCUUCAGUUAUUAAAGGAGCUAUCGACGUUAGACCCUGUAAGAGCAAAGUAUUGGCAGUAUCAGGAGAAGGUCGUAAACAAUCUUGUAACUGCUGAUUACGCUCAAAGAGUUUCAGAAAUAUAUUAA
This is a messenger RNA of Enterobius vermicularis (human pinworm), 963 nucleotides long. NCBI's taxonomy places the organism in Eukaryota, Metazoa, Nematoda, Chromadorea, Rhabditida, Oxyuridae. The record is from the annotation of a GenBank genome assembly.